UGCACUCAGGUUUAUCCUUCUGGCAGUCCAGCAGCCCACUGCAUCAGGAGCAGGCCACCCAAUAAAAGCCCCAUCAAGGUGCCUUUAGUGGUGGGAGACAGCCAGCAAGCCGGCUUUACUAAACAGUCUUUUUAAACGUCGGCUACGGCGACAGAUAAGUUGAAGAAAGAGCAAGGACACCGACUAAUAUCACACCACACCUGGCUUACAAAUUAGGUAAGCACUUCGGUAGAAGACAAACAGGAGUUUUCAACAUGGCGUCCAUGGGCCUCUCCUUGUCGACCGGCCGGUGGCGGCGGCGGCUGAAGAAAGAGCAGGAAACUUUUCAGUGACAACGGCGGCUAGACCAAGAAAACCAGCGAGGUCAAGAAGGCGAAGAAAAAUUUAAAUAAUUACUGCACUGCGGUAACUUCCCCCAAUCCCAGAAACACUAAACUGUGGACAAACAGUGUCGUCAAAACCUGUCACGGGUAACAACUUAACAUCUAGCUCACAUUAGCCAGCAGACGCCCGGGCUCCAGCAGCAGCAGCAGCAGCAGCCCGGCGGACAGAGAUCACCCCCCCACCCCCUUUCGACCAUGACUUCUCCUCAGCGGCACCUCGUCCACCGCCAGCCGCACUCCUCUUUCAUCGCACAGAAAGUGCAGUUAAUCUACAAACUGUUUUUGCUGGAAAACGCCAGGAAUACACUUGAACAAGAACUUAACGGCUUCACCAACAAGGCUUAUGAAGACGUCCAAGUUUUCAUUGAUUCAUCUUUUCCCACCACUGUGUUCAGUGAUCUUGCAAAGGCUUUGGAUGCGAAAUGUCGAGCUCUUGACCAGCUCACAGCUUUAAUAAAGGACCUCAUAGUUGAACCACAAGUUUGUGUCCAGCCUGCUGUCAAAAAUGGACUGAGAACAAACCAAUUUCAGCCACUCGGAGAAAAAUGGAUCCUGAUGACAGAUGUUCUCAAGUUUGGGCCCAUGUUGCGGAACAUGCUCAUGGCAAGCUCCAUAGCAAAAGCAGUCCAGGUGGUUGGAGCCACGCUGACCCGUCAGCAGUUGAAGCAUUUGCUCAUCUCCCAGCCUGCAGUGGUCCAGGAGGAUGACAUGAUGUGCAGCACCUCCUCCAGCUACAACAGCGCUGUUCAGACCACAAGCUCAUCCUGUCUUUUUAAGGCUGAAGAAAAAGAACAAGUUGUUAUUUUUGAGGAGAAAAGCCAACCAGAUGCUGUGAUUCUUCCACCUGCCACUAUCCAGAGCACCAAGAUUAAUGCUGAGACACCACCAUUAAUACAAACUCUACUCCCAGAAAUCAGUAAUCCUAAACCCAAGGAAAUAACACCUCUAAUUAGCUGGGGACGGGAGGAUGAUGUCCAGGUGCAACACCAAAAACAAACAUCCUCUCAGCUGCUGCACUUCCUCAGAGCCAACGCUAAAAAAAUGGGUGAACUGGAGGUCAGUGUCAUGGAGUGGAGUAAAAGAACGAACACUUCAGGUUCACCGCAGUCAACCUCAUCUACCACCAAAACACAAAGCUACCAGUUCAGACAUGUUGUGGAAGAUCGUCUGAUCGAAGCGCUAGACCCGAAAACGUUGUGUGCAGACGUCAAAAAUCAAGCACCAGUCUUCAGAGUCAAACAACUGGAAUCAAGUGGCUCUCUGACCUACACUUGUGUGAUUGCAACAAAGACUGAAUUGUGGGACAUCGGAGACGUCUUCACAGAGGUGCAACAAGCACACAAUGAUGGCAGCCCAGUGAAAAAUAAAGACUGCCAAAAUAUAACUGCUCAAGUGGAGAACUCUUGUGUAAACGUCCAGUGGAAAACCCAAACUCUCCAGUGUACAGAACCUGAAAGAGAGAACAAUUCUGCUGACGCAAAAAAGCCAGCGAUCAACAGUAUUACCAUUCCCGAGUACCAGAUCCGGAGGUUUGAAGAAACUGAAGUUGUGGUGUCUCACAUUGUCAGCCCAGGCAACUUCUACAUCCAGCACAUAGACUCCAUUACGAAGCUGCAGGCCCUUGUCACAGACAGUUUGAAAGCCAGUGGUUCAUAUGCCGAGCAGAACUGCAUUCCAGACAUUGGAACCCAAGUAAUGGGUUGGUUCCCAGACCGAGAACAAUGGUGCAGGGCUCAGGUGACGACGAUAUGUGGAGUAAGUGGAGAUAAACAUUCCCCCGAUGGUGCAGGGAGUGAGACAUCAAUCAAAGUGCAGGUCAAGAGGCUGGACCACGGUGGCACUGCCUGCCUGUCGCUGUUGAACAUCAAGGAGAUGUCCCCAGAAAUGGCUGCCCUUCCACUUCAGGCUGUGCAGGUCUCACUGGCAAAUGUGACGCCUGUGAAUGGGAGAGACUGGUCUGAGGAAGCAGUGGGCUGGUUCAAAGCGAUGGUGCACAACAGGACACUUUAUGCCAGACUUUACCCACAGGGGCCCAAAGUUACAGUCGAGCUGUUCUUGGAAAAGGGAAAGCUCGGAGCUAUGAGGAGGGGUGCAUCACUGUCUGUGAGACUGGCCCAAAAUGGACAUGCAAAACACAACAAACUUAAGAAUGUUGGUCUCAUGAAAAGAAGCACUGUUCAACUUAAAAUGAGAAGACAGGACUCUGACUGGGAGAAAUACCUCAUCUCGUGCUAUACCCAAAGAAAGAAGUAACUUUGAAAGCAGGGAAUGCUGGUUGUAGUUUUGUUGAGAUAACUUUCCCUUACAACCAGCUAGUGUUUUGGUUAAAUUAAAAUACAGAUGGCAGUCAACGGACAAAAUCUUAAACACGGAGACCAGUAAUGAUUCUUAAAUGAGAGUUUUUAAAUUUACCAUAACCUCGAUUGACCAUGUGUGUACAAGUCAAAAUACAGAGGACUUUUAGUAAAUUUUGACAAACUACUAUGACUGGCACUUUGUAGUACAUAGAUACAUCAAGGGUAUUUAAAUAAAAAAUAUUAUUUAAAUACAAAUGAAAAAGGCAUUGACUGGAUUAUUACAGAUUAAGUAGCAUGUAUCAGCUUUCUUGAGUAUUUUUAUGUCUUGUACCGCAGUUCAUACAGUAACAACUACAAAGCUAUGUCUAGUGAAUGUGAAUGUAAAGCUGAUGUGCUCUAACAUUAUUUGAACUCAAGAAAUUUCUGUUUUGGUCUUUUCUGUAUUUAAAAUCCUGCUUUAGACUCUAGAAAAUUGUGACUGUUGUCUUUUAAAGCAGUGAUAGGAAAGUGUGAAUAUUUUUUUAUAACCUUUUUUUUAUAUGUACGGGGGCAUGGAUACCAAGUUGUGGUGCAUGGUGUUUUAUUUUGACCUUUCCUUCCCCAUUUUAGACAUAGUUUUGUACCCUUUUCCCUGAACAUAAAACCAGGGUCCUCAGGUCCUGAUUUUAUUCCAGUCACUAGAUAGUGCCAGUUCAGUCAGAUUGCCUGACCUCUUGUUUUAUUUUUUUAUAGAUCUUUUAAUAUUAAUAAUCAUUAUUAGAGCCACCCUGCCUUUGGUUGAUAUUGAGUUCUUGUACAAUGGCAAAACUAUUAUUUUG
This is a messenger RNA of Xiphias gladius (swordfish), 3498 nucleotides long. RefSeq lists its product as uncharacterized. The coding region runs from base 579 to 2636 and encodes 685 amino acids. The record is from RefSeq and is a predicted model, not a curated record. NCBI's taxonomy places the organism in Eukaryota, Metazoa, Chordata, Actinopteri, Istiophoriformes, Xiphiidae. The transcript has 8 exons.